Molecule: messenger RNA, 6160 nt
Organism: Betta splendens (Siamese fighting fish)
Lineage: Eukaryota; Metazoa; Chordata; Actinopteri; Anabantiformes; Osphronemidae
Gene: akt3a
Product: v-akt murine thymoma viral oncogene homolog 3a
Exons: 14
Coding region: 503-1942 (479 amino acids)
Biological process (GO): protein phosphorylation
Molecular function (GO): protein serine/threonine kinase activity; ATP binding
Source: RefSeq, a predicted model, not a curated record
GCCGUUAACGGGGCACCUGAGUCUCGCGAUGUUUGACCCGUUAGUCGGUGGGGACAAACGAGAUGUUGGGAUGGGAUGAUGAGAGAUCUCUACGCAGGAGAAGAAGCAGACGCUGAGCGGAAUCCGUAGACUAAGAACGGGAGGACGAGGCUGACUCACUGCUGGUGAGGCGGAAGGUCUGGAGAGGGAACGACAGAGGAGGAGGAGGUGGAGGAGGAGGGGAAGAAGAAGAAGAAGAAGAAGGGAGGGAGGCACAGAGAUAAGCCACAACAGGAAGCAAAGCGACACACAAACACACACGCACGGUGUGUUUGUGUGUCCGAGAGCGAGUGUGUGAACGGGAAAGAAAGAAAGGGAGGGAGAGUGACGCGGAGGCUGGGAGAGCCGCCCCCCUUCUCCUCUCCCUCUCUUUCUCUCCUCUCCUCCCCUCCUCCCUCCCUCCCUCCCUCUCUCUCUCUGUGGAGCAGGCGUGUAGCGGCAUCAGACUCCGCGUGAAGGAACCAUGAGCGAUGUCACCAUCGUUAGAGAGGGAUGGCUCCAGAAACGGGGUGAAUACAUAAAGAAUUGGCGGCCGCGUUACUUCCUGUUGAAGACAGACGGCUCUUUCAUCGGCUACAAAGAGAAACCUCAGGAUGCAGACCUGCCCUACCCCCUAAAUAACUUCUCUGUAGCAAAAUGUCAGCUGAUGAAGACGGAGAGGCCCAAGCCAAACACCUUCAUCAUCCGCUGCCUCCAAUGGACCACUGUCAUCGAGAGGACCUUUCACGUGGACUCACCUGAUGAGAGGGAUGAGUGGACGGAGGCCAUCCAGAUGGUGGCUGACAAGCUGCAGAGACAAGAGGAGGAAAGGAUCCAGUGCAGCCCGACCUCCAACAUCGACAACCUGGUCGAGGAGGAGAUGGACAUCUCCACCACACACCACAAACGCAAGACAAUGAAUGACUUCGACUACCUGAAGCUGCUGGGAAAGGGAACGUUUGGUAAAGUCAUUCUUGUUCGAGAAAAGGCCAGUGGGAAAUAUUACGCCAUGAAAAUCCUUAAAAAAGAAGUAAUCAUAGCCAAGGACGAAGUGGCUCACACACUCACAGAGAGCAGAGUACUGAAGAACACCAGACAUCCCUUUCUGACUUCAUUGAAGUAUUCAUUCCAGACGAAGGACCGCCUUUGUUUCGUCAUGGAGUACGUGAACGGAGGAGAGCUGUUUUUCCAUUUGUCCAGAGAGCGGGUGUUCUCAGAGGAGCGCACACGCUUCUACGGCGCAGAGAUCGUCUCAGCUCUUGACUACCUGCAUUCAGCCAAGAUUGUGUAUCGGGACCUCAAGUUGGAAAACCUCAUGUUGGACAAGGACGGUCACAUCAAGAUCACGGACUUCGGCCUCUGCAAGGAGGGCAUCACAGACGCUGCUACCAUGAAAACCUUCUGUGGUACCCCAGAGUACCUCGCCCCCGAGGUCCUGGAAGACAACGACUACGGCCGGGCGGUCGACUGGUGGGGUUUGGGCGUGGUGACAUACGAGAUGAUGUGCGGGCGACUGCCCUUCUACAACCAGGACCACGAGAAGCUGUUCGAGCUCAUCCUCAUGGAAGACAUCAAGCUGCCGCGCACGCUGUCCUCCGACGCCAAGUCUCUGCUGUCCGGCCUCCUCAUCAAAGACCCGAAUAAACGACUCGGUGGAGGACCAGAUGACGCUAAAGAAAUAAUGAGACACACGUUCUUCUCUGGUGUUGAAUGGCAGGAUGUCUAUGAUAAAAAGCUGGUUCCUCCCUUCAAGCCUCAGGUGACGUCAGAGACAGACACCAGAUACUUUGAUGAGGAGUUCACAGCCCAGACCAUCACCAUCACUCCACCAGAGAAAUUUGACGAGGACGGGAUGGACUGUCUAGACAACGAGAGAAGACCACACUUCCCACAGUUCUCCUACUCUGCCAGUGGACGGGAAUAGACUAUCCAUCACAGCCGCGGUCUAAGGUCACCACUGUGGGACAAACGGACCCAUAGCUUUGGACUGACCCAAAACCACACUGACUCGGAGGAUUUGCUCUUCUCCACCUUUCCUCCUCUUCCUCUCUUUUUCACCUCUCCAGGCCGCGUCUCCUUUUUUAUUUUUGUGAAUGCCUUUCUAGAAGGAACCUCCAGACCAAAUUUCCCUCUAAUCCAGCACUGCGACCCUGUGGUGUGACGUGAUCAGUUACUGUGUAAUGUCCCUUUAAUGUCAGGAGCGUUGCCUGUGGCCUGCUGUGCUUUGUCAUGCCUUGAUCCUGCCAAACUUAGAAAAUAAGCACCUCUGAACAGCUGAUGCUUUUUUAAACAGAUGUUUCUGUGACUUUUCUGUGUGAAGGAGAAACAGCAUUUUAAGUGAGUGAACUCGAAACUGCCGUCACUGGUUGUAUCUCAGGCUCUUGCAAACAGACGGAGAGUCUGAUGCAGAGUGACACUGGGGUCUGAUUUCAAAUCCUCAAGUAAUUCUGGGGUUGAUUGAGGCUGCCUGGUACUGAUAAACAGCAAACAGAAUCUUACACAGCUCAUGUUAUCAACGCAGGAUUUGACUCAGGUUUUGCUCAGUGCAAUUCAUUCUUGUUGUUGCUGCUAUUUUAACCACAUUACACAGGUACUAGUGCUACGACUAAAACCCGGUGCUACACUACUAGCUUAAAGCUGCAGGCCGUCACACAGGCGCCAGCCACACAUCAGCCACCUGUGUUGACGUCUGUGCUUGAACAGCUGCAGAACAGGUGUUGCUAUAACGUGUAAUGUACAGCUCCACAUCAACUCAGUAGUUUAGGAUGAUGGGAUGUCAAGUUUGUGUGUGUGAGGUCCUAUAAUCGGUUUGUGUUUAAGAUCGCACCUCAAAGCACAGCAGCCCAGAAGGCUGAAGCGCCCCAACUAUGAGCUUUACUACAUUUCCCAUAAUGCAGUGCAAGGUGGUCGCUUUAUUCAUCACUGCAGAGGUGAAAAUGAGAGAAACGCUGAAAGUUUUUCUUUCUUUCCCUUCGUUUUAGUCUCUUCUGCCCAAAGGGAAAUCAAAACUAUAACGGUACUUUGUGUUGAAGAAAAGCUUUACUGUGACAUAUUGUUAUCAUGGCUUUGGGAACCACACGACUGUACCUCUCUUUGUGCUUCACCACAGAGGUGGAACAAGAAGAAUAGAGAAUAGAGAGCGCGAGUUCAGGUGGAAAGCUCCGAAAAUGAUACGGUAUGAAAUAUUUAUAAUGUGAUCCUUUAUAACAUAUUGAUAUGAGUGAGGUUUAUGAGGAGGUAUGCAUCAGCAAUGAUGGGUUUACAUCACAGCAAUGGCUAGAAUGUAUAAGUUAAUUUAUUGUUCUACUCUUCAGUUUUAUAUUUAACUUUUUAUAUUGUCAUUGCAUUAUUAUAGCCAAAAAUAGAUUUUUCCUAGGCCUGAGAGGAAGAAGGCACCUCAAGAAACAAAAAUGGCUCAAAGAAUGUAGGAGGGAAAGCUCCUGCUUCCUGCUCCAUUGUUUAUUUUUAUGUUUUUGUAUUGUUUUGUGACCAAAAUGUGACGACAGAGAGGUGACGGGACGCGUUAAAGAAACGGUUCACUAUGAGCUUCACGAUAACUUCAAUUAGAAUUGAUUUAAUCACCUUUCCUAUGUUUACUAGGAAGCCUGACCACAUUAAUCAGAUUGAUGCUGUGUGUGAAGGCUGAGGCAGAGUUCACACAAGAACGAGGAAGUUGAAGUUGAGCGGAUAGGACUGAAUGUAAAGGGAUGAGGGAGGAAAAGGCCGAUGCUGAAGUGUGUUACUGUUUACGGUACAGUAAGUGUGUCGACAUAAAGUACAUGAGGAAGUUGAAAGAGAGCUAUGAGGAUAUUUAUAUGGAUAGAAACGUUCUAAAUGUGAGUUUAAGGCUAGUUUCUGCACUCUGCCGUCUUUGAGGUGUAACUGCCCUUCCUCGUCACGUCUUCCAGUCUAAACAACAUCAUCAAAAAUCCCCCCCAAGUUUUGUCUUCAAAUGCCGAGUAAGCCUUACGGUUCCGCUCAGAAAAAGAACGUUCACUUUGAAAUCCAGCACCUCACCGUCACAAUUAAAAAGAACAUCUCAAGCGCAUCAAAAAACAUUUAUCACGUGGAAGACGUCUACUUCAGUAUCUGGCUUACGAGCACCGGGGGAUGUGCUCUCAUUACGUACAAAACUGUAUUCCACUAUAUUUAUUUGAAUGUUUCUAUCAUUGAUGAUAACUUGAAUUUCUUUCUGUUUAAUUUAUGUCAUUUUGUUUGAGCAUAGCAGUAAAGGUGUGUAGUCAUGUUUCACUGCAGUUUAAGUCUUCAUAGACUGUUCGUUUCUUUUCUAUACAGAUCUUGUAUAAGACACAUCACCUGUUUUUACACUGCUCCACACACUUUCCUCUUGCACAACCAUUAAAUUGCUAUUAGCUAGCAAAGCUGCUUCAUGGCACAAAGUUGAAAAGGAUGGCGUUGGCUUGCAUGCUGUAGUCCUCCGUCCGCACCACCAGUCCCGAGUCAAAGUGGCUCGAAAAACUCGUAUGAAAAGUACUUCUGUGAUCGAUUGAGCCUGUCUGGCGCAGCUGAAGCUGCCGAAUAGUUCAAAAUGAGUACAAAUCCCACCCAGCUGGCACCUUCGACAGGCUCAAGCAAACACGCCGAAGUAUUUGGAAGGAUUUCAGCUUUGAUUUGACCCAGGUCUGUGAGCGACUGAGGAGUUCUAGCUGUAUGUGCACGCUUAACGCCAAAAUCAUUAGAAACCAGAGUUCAUAAAAUACUGCUUUGUAGCUUUGGCCACAGCACUUUCACAUCCAUCACUUUUUAUAUGAUUCAGAAGAAUCUGAUUCAGCUCUGCUUUAAAGGAAGAGUUUUAGCUUUUUUAUGUUUUUAAGAAAAUGAGGAUUUUUAAAGUACACACCCCCUCCACGUACAGCCACUAGUUCUGAUGUUGCUCUGAUAUCUAGACUUGGCAGGACCUGGCUGAUUGUGUCCCACAUGCCAGAGACGAGUCAGCGCUACCACUGCAGGUUUGGCUGUGAAUCAGGCUCGGUGGAAAUUUUCAGCAAAACGGUCAGUGUUUAUGAACUAUAAAAAAGAAAACUCCAAAGAUGUCGCUGAUUCCUACUCUUUAUUUAAAACGUUUUUGGUUACGUGACCCUCAGCUGGAGCCAGUAGUGAGGUCAGAGGUCAUAAAAGGUGGCAUCUAGUCAUCGUCCGUAUCAACGCAGAUUCAGUUAAACGUAUCUGGUGGCACGUGUCGGCAGUUUAACCGACAUUGUGAUUGUCAGUAAUAAACAAACAUUCUUGAACUGAAUGUGCGAAGUCAGUUGGAGCCUCCUUCCAGCUUCCGUGGUGCCCUCCACCGGUGUGAGUCCACAUCCAUAUCUGACACUGCUCGGACAGUGUUCACUCCUAAAGCUGCUGCUGUUUGUACUGUACAUCUAUCACACCACAGAUCUGGCUCCAGUAGCAUUUGAAUAAUAUGUAAAGUCCUCACAAAGACCUUAGCUGCUCUGUAUUGAUCCUGUUCGGUCCUAAUGAACCAACGGCGUCAGCCAAGAAUCACACACCGCGCUCCGCCUGGCAUUUAAUGGAUAUAAUAAGUAAACGGCUCGAGUGUUUGGAAGGAUUUCUGAAAGUGUUUGAUCUCAUGUCAGCAACAGAAUCCUUCCCUCUCCUCCCUGUGGUACUAGUCUACUAUCAUCAUGAGUAUUCACAUGAACAAGCAUGAGAUGCAUUUAUUUAUGACCUGCAAAUGUACAAAUAUUACAGAGUGUAACUGAGUUUUAACUUCAUGCCCAUCUACUGUAGCGUUACAGCUGUGUGAGUCAUUUCUGGACAGGUCCUCAUCCGUUUUCAGAGCAGGCCGCGCUUCCCUGGAGUCAGCUCUGCUGUACAGCACGUCAGUAGAGCGGAGCUGAUGUUGACUCUGGGACAGUGUUUGGGGAAACUCAGCAGAUCCAGGAAGAUUCACAGAAAAAACGAUUAAACAGCCUUCUCUGUCCCUCAUGCUGUCUGGAUGCAGUGGUGUUGGCUAGUGAUGCCGCGAGGAUGUGAAAACAACGAAUUACCAUCAACACGAAGCUGUUUUUUUACUCUGUACAUCCUUAGUAUUUUUACACAUAAAAUGUAUAUGAUAGGGAUGCACAUUAUUUUCCUUCUUACAGACAGCUUCAAUAAAGCACUAUGUCAAUCUGUC